This is a messenger RNA of Pogoniulus pusillus (Red-fronted tinkerbird), 1111 nucleotides long. RefSeq names its product HLF transcription factor, PAR bZIP family member (gene HLF). The record is from RefSeq and is a predicted model, not a curated record. The transcript is spliced from 4 exons. Gene Ontology annotation, cellular component: nucleus. Bases 208 to 1086 code for a protein of 292 amino acids. Gene Ontology annotation, molecular function: DNA-binding transcription factor activity, RNA polymerase II-specific; RNA polymerase II cis-regulatory region sequence-specific DNA binding. Gene Ontology annotation, biological process: regulation of transcription by RNA polymerase II. NCBI's taxonomy places the organism in Eukaryota, Metazoa, Chordata, Aves, Piciformes, Lybiidae.
GCGCAGAGCGGGCGGCGGCGGCGGAGGAGCUGCGCGGCCCAGGGGCCUCUCCGCGCUGCCCGGCCUGCAGGCGCCCCUCGCCAGCGGGGCUCGGCUCGGCGCGGCUCGGCUCGGCUCGGCGCCCGUCAUCGCCUUUUUCAGGGCGGCGCCCGCCAGAGGAAGGGGAAGGAACCGCUGCCGUGCCACUGUCCCGAGGCAAAGCCCACCAUGUCGCGGCCGCUCCCGCUGAACCCCACCUUCCUACCUCCCACCUACGGGGUGCUGAAGUCCCUGCUGGAAAACCCGCUCAAGCUGCCGCUCGCUCACGAAGACGCAUUCGGGAAGGAAAAAGACAAGGAGAAGAAGCUGGACGAUGACAGCAGCAGUACCACAGUCCCUCAGUCAGCUUUCUUGGGCCCAACAUUAUGGGACAAGACACUGCCAUACGACGGAGACACUUUCCAGUUGGAAUACAUGGACCUGGAAGAAUUCCUCUCAGAAAAUGGCAUUCCACCCAGCCCGAACCAGCACGAGCAUAGCCCGCACCAGUCAGGUCUCCAGCAAGCUACCUCAGCAUCACCUUCUGUCAUGGACCUCAGCAGCAGGGCUUCUACUUCAGUCCACCCAGGCAUGGUGACGCAGAACUGCAUGCAGAGCCCGGUCAGACCAGGUCAGAUCUUGCCAGCAAACCGAAACACACCGAGUCCCAUUGAUCCUGAGACUAUCCAGGUUCCUGUUGGCUACGAACCUGACCCUGCAGACCUUGCUCUUUCCAGCAUUCCUGGCCAGGAGAUGUUUGACCCUCGCAAGCGCAAGUUCUCCGAAGAAGAGCUGAAGCCGCAGCCCAUGAUUAAGAAGGCUCGGAAAGUCUUCAUCCCAGAUGACCUGAAGGACGACAAGUACUGGGCGCGGCGCAGAAAGAACAACAUGGCAGCCAAGCGGUCGCGCGACGCGCGGCGCCUGAAGGAGAACCAGAUCGCCAUCCGCGCCUCCUUCCUGGAGAAGGAGAACUCAGCCCUGCGCCAGGAGGUAGCCGACCUGCGCAAGGAGCUGGGCAAGUGCAAGAACGUCCUGGCCAAGUACGAGGCGCGCCACGGGCCCCUGUGAGCGGCGGCAGUGGCCAGGGCAAGGG